CGCUCUGGUUUCUUGGGGUCAGAGUGUCAGCAUCAGGUGUGACGUUAUGGAUGGAUUGAGUGGAUCGUUUAUUUUCACAAACCUUCCCGGUUCUGUCAUUCAGACUGUAAACUCAAACAGCAACUUGGCUACUUUCCAUAUCGUGCAAGUCCGUUUGGGAAAUGAGGGAUUAUACCAGUGUCGGUUUCAAAGAACGGUUUCUGGUGAAGUGUUUCACACCAGCUAUAGUGAGCCUGUCUGGCUAACUGGUAAUUAUUUUUUAUUAGCUUUGACCAUUUGAUUAAACAUACAAAAGACGUGAUGUUUUUGUUGCUUUUUAGUGAACCUUUCACAGCCGACCAUCACCUUGGAUUCUGCCGGUGGGGUGAUGUGGGGUCAGGAUGCCACCCUCACCUGUUCAGUCAUCGAGGGUCGGGCAGGAGGAUUAUUUGUCUUUAGGAGAACACCUGGUAAUUUCAUCCAAACUGUAAGCUCGAGCAGCAACACAGCUACCUUCCAUAUCACUCAAGCUAACCUGGGAGAUGAGGGAUUAUACCAGUGUCAGUUUCAACGGAGAGUUUCUGAUCAAGACUUCAACACCAGCUUCAGUGACCCUGUCCAACUAACUGUAUUUCUUCCAAAGCCCAGCAUCACUUUGGAUCCUGCUGGUGUGGUUUCUAUUGGUCAGACUGUCAACAUCGUUUGCUCAGUCUCUGAGGGUCAAGUAGGAGGAUCAUUUAUCUUCAAGAAGACAGCAGGACCAAUCACUCAUGUUGUAAAUUCAAGCAGCAGCUCGGCUUCAUUCCACAUCAGUGAAGUCAACUUGGUGGAUCAUGGACCGUAUCAGUGUCAGUUUCAAAGAAGGUCUUUUAAUCAAGACUUGAGCACCAACUUGAGUGAUUCUGUCCAGCUAACUGUGAGCCUACCAAAGCCUACCAUCACCAUCCAGCCCGCUGGUGUGAUUAUGUGGGGGCAGGAUGUCCACAUUACUUGUUCGAUUACUGGGGGUGAAGUAGAAGGAUCAUUCAUCUUCACAAAGACCCCAGGUCCUUUCACCCAGACUGUGGAUUCAAGCAGCAACUCUGCUACUCUAUAUAUCCCUAAAGUUACCUUUACGGAUGAGGGAGACUACCAGUAUUAA
Molecule: messenger RNA, 1120 nt
Organism: Poecilia latipinna (sailfin molly)
Lineage: Eukaryota; Metazoa; Chordata; Actinopteri; Cyprinodontiformes; Poeciliidae
Product: immunoglobulin superfamily member 1-like
Exons: 4
Coding region: 368-1120 (250 amino acids)
Biological process (GO): immune response-regulating signaling pathway
Source: RefSeq, a predicted model, not a curated record